CAUAAAGCCGGUGCUGCUUGUUUCCUGAUGCUGCAGUAACGAAGCACAGCUGGGCCAGAACGGUACCGGGAAGACGCCACCGACAGACACACCCGUGACUCACCUGAACAGACAUGGAUGACGACAUCUCCGCCCUCGUGGUUGACAACGGUUCUGGUAUGUGCAAGGCCGGGUUUGCUGGAGACGAUGCUCCUCGUGCCGUCUUCCCCUCCAUCGUGGGCCGUCCCAGGCACCAGGGUGUGAUGGUGGGCAUGGGGCAGAAGGACAGCUACGUAGGAGACGAGGCCCAGAGUAAAAGAGGCAUCCUGACCCUGAAGUACCCCAUCGAGCACGGCAUCGUCACCAACUGGGAUGACAUGGAGAAGAUCUGGCAUCAUACCUUCUACAACGAGCUCCGUGUGGCUCCUGAGGAGCAUCCUGUCCUCCUGACAGAGGCUCCUCUCAACCCCAAAGCUAACCGGGAGAAGAUGACCCAGAUCAUGUUUGAGACCUUCAACACACCUGCCAUGUACGUGGCCAUCCAGGCUGUGCUAUCUCUGUAUGCUUCUGGACGAACCACAGGUAUCGUGAUGGACUCUGGAGAUGGUGUCAGCCAUACUGUCCCCAUCUACGAGGGCUACGCUCUGCCUCACGCCAUCCUCCGUCUGGACCUGGCUGGCAGGGACCUGACGGACUAUCUGAUGAAGAUCCUGACUGAGAGAGGCUACAGCUUCACCACCACUGCUGAGCGUGAGAUUGUCCGUGACAUCAAGGAGAAGCUCUGCUACGUGGCUCUAGACUUUGAGCAGGAGAUGCAGACCGCAGCCUCCUCUUCCUCCCUGGAGAAGAGCUACGAGCUUCCUGAUGGACAGGUCAUCACCAUCGGCAACGAGAGGUUCCGCUGCCCGGAGGCGCUCUUCCAGCCUUCCUUCAUCGGUAUGGAGUCUGCUGGGAUCCACGAGACCACCUACAACAGCAUCAUGAAGUGUGACGUGGACAUCCGUAAGGACCUGUACGCCAACACGGUUCUGUCCGGUGGAACCACCAUGUACCCUGGAAUCGCUGACCGCAUGCAGAAGGAGAUCACCGCCCUGGCCCCUCCCACCAUGAAGAUCAAGAUCAUUGCUCCCCCCGAGAGGAAGUACUCCGUCUGGAUCGGUGGCUCCAUCCUGGCCUCCCUCUCCACCUUCCAGCAGAUGUGGAUCAGCAAACAGGAGUACGACGAGUCCGGCCCCGCCAUCGUCCACCGCAAGUGCUUCUAAGCUGCCCCAUCCCCUCUGCCCCAGAGGAGUGUUGCUUCCUCUUGUGUGAACAGACUGAAACACUCGUCAUACAAGAUGAAUCUGCAAAAUUUGACCAACAUUUCGGGUCAGAAGAAUCCAGACCUGUGGUUCCAGAGGUGUUGUGCUCCUGGAUGGGUUCACUGAAACAUGUUAAACCUCCUAGCGGGAACAGGAAUGUUCUCUGGUGGUCUGAAAGUUGGUCACUGUUGCUCCUGAAGCAUGAAACCUGACCUUUGACCUAAAUAAACAUAUUUGUUUACACAAUGUA
This is a messenger RNA of Nothobranchius furzeri (turquoise killifish), 1530 nucleotides long. Its product is annotated as actin, cytoplasmic 1. The record is from RefSeq and is a predicted model, not a curated record. Lineage: Eukaryota; Metazoa; Chordata; Actinopteri; Cyprinodontiformes; Nothobranchiidae.